Messenger RNA from Cataglyphis hispanica, 4956 nucleotides. RefSeq names its product E3 ubiquitin-protein ligase Bre1 (gene Bre1). Gene Ontology annotation, molecular function: metal ion binding; ubiquitin protein ligase activity. NCBI's taxonomy places the organism in Eukaryota, Metazoa, Arthropoda, Insecta, Hymenoptera, Formicidae. The transcript has 16 exons. The record is from RefSeq and is a predicted model, not a curated record. Gene Ontology annotation, cellular component: HULC complex; nucleus. The coding region runs from base 209 to 3103 and encodes 964 amino acids.
UUCACAAACUGGCGGUUCCUGUCCCCGUUCACGACUCUCGUCAACGAGAUCGCAGAAGAUGCAGAGACUGAACGCGGCGAACGAUCUAGCACGUAAGGCGCGGCACAUUGGGGAAUGACAUAGCGGCGAGGAAAGAUCGAGUGCUGUCGAAGGUGGACGUUGAAGAUUGAAAAAAAUCACACGUACCGAGACAUAACUGUUUGCAAAGAUGUCGAAACGAUCAGCAGAUAGUGGGGACACCAGUUCCCAACCAGCUAUCAAAAAGGUGCAAUUUGAGCCAAUUCUGAUCGGGCCUAUAUCCACUCUUGAAGAGAUGGAUAUGAAGGUUCUGCAAUUUCAGAAUAAGAAGCUUGCACAGAGAUUGGAGCAAAGACAUAGAAUGGAAGCUGAACUGAGACAGCGUAUUGAACAAUUGGAAAAACGUCAAAUGCAGGACGAUGCAGUACUUAAUGUAGUUAAUCGAUACUGGAAUCAGCUUAAUGAAGACAUACGUGUAUUACUGCAGAGAUUUGAUGCUGAAACUGCUGAUGAAUCUGAAAAUAAAAAUGAGAGUGAAGCUACAACAUCAUUUCUUAUGCAACUAUCUUCCUGGGAUAAAGAAGAGUUAGAUGAGAAGUUGGCAAAUCGUGUUCAAGUGUCAAAACGAGCAGUGUCUAAAGUUGUACAGGCAUUUGAUCGCUUGUCUCAAAGAAAUGAAAAGAUUACUCUUGCGCUCAAAGGGGAGUUUGAUGGCGAAGAGGCGCCAAAUAUUGACGAAGUCGUACGUCGCGCUAAUGCGGAAAUUCAGAUGGAAAAUAGAAAUCUACAAGUGAUAAAUCUACAAUUGCACGAAAAGCAUCACACUAGCUCACUAAAGAUGUCACGAUUGCAAGAUACUAUAAUGGGAAAAGAUACUCUUGUGGCAGAAUUACGGAAUCAAGUAGAUGAUCUGCAGUACGAAUUGAACAAAGUGCGGGCGAGGAAUGAUAAAUUGGAACAUCAUCUUGGUGAAGCAAUUGAAAAGUUGAAAGCAUUUCAGCAAAUUCAUGGUACAGAUGAAAAGGGCAGCAAUAAGCCGAAUACUUUGGUUGCUUCCAGUGUUUCACAGACUAAAGUAGAAGACUUACAAAGAGAACUUGAAGAGACACGUGAACUAGCUAACAACAGACUGCAGGAAUUGGAUAAACUACAUCAGCAACAUCGUGACACCUUGAAAGAAGUAGAAAAAUUGAAAAUGGAUAUAAGACAACUUCCCGAAUCGGUAAUUGUGGAAACAACAGAGUACAAAUGUUUGCAAUCACAAUUUUCUGUGUUAUAUAAUGAGUCCAUGCAAUUAAAAACACAAUUAGACGAUGCUCGCCAACAAUUGCAAUCGAGUAAGAAUGCACAUUUGCGUCACAUCGAGAUGAUGGAGAGCGAAGAGUUAAUGGCUCAAAAGAAAUUGCGUGGAGAGUGUAUACAACUUGAAGAUGUCUUAGCCCAAUUACGCAAGGAGUACGAAAUGCUUCGCAUCGAAUUUGAACAAAAUCUAGCGGCCAAUGAACAAACAGGUCCGAUCAAUCGAGAAAUGCGGCAUCUGAUUACUUCUCUUCAGAAUCACAAUCAACAAUUAAAAGGGGAAGUGCAUCGUUAUAAGCGAAAAUACAAGGAAGUCUCUACUGAAAUACCUCGGUUAAAAAGAGAAGUAGAAGAAUUGACAGCAAAAUUAGGCCAGCAAGCAUCUCAAGAAAAUAAGGAAGGGAAUAAUUCAGAUGGCAGUGGAAAAGAGGAAGAUGCAUCAAACUCCUUGCCAGGUUCUACACAGAUAAAAGAAGAAGGGGGUGUUACAAUCAAAAGAGAAUCUGGUGCUGACGAAGAAGUGGAAACUAUUGAAGUGGGAGAGACUGAAGGUAAUAAAGGGACACCAGAUUCUAUGACGUUAACUUCGCCGACUUUAAAAAAGGAAAAAGACAUUAAACGUGAAAAGGAUAUAAAAAAAGAAUCUGUAAAAACCGAGCAUCGCGAUCCCACACAUCGCACCAAAGACGGAAAACUGGCGGAAUCAGAGAUUGUGAGGGACUUGAAAGCACAGCUCAAGAAGGCUGUGAAUGAAAUGAAAGAGAUGAAACUUCUCUUAGAUAUGUACAAAGGUGUUGGAAAAGAGCAACGAGACAAAGUACAGUUAAUGGCUGCAGAGCGUAAGACGAGAGCAGAGUUGGAGGAUUUACGACAGCAAGUUAAAAAAAUUCAGGAAAGUAAACGCGAGGAACGUAAAAAGUUAGCCGAUGAAGACGCGCAAAUAAAAAUUAAAAAGUUAGAGGAACAAGCAUAUAACCUGCAACGUCAAGUUGCUGGUCAAAAACAGAAUUGUGUAUGGCUGCAGGAGGAAGAAGCGCUUCUGAAUGAGAUGGAAGUAACUGGACAAGCAUUUGAGGACAUGCAGGAACAGAAUUCGAGACUGAUACAACAGCUGCGUGAAAAAGAUGAUGCAAAUUUCAAGCUUAUGACAGAGAGAAUCAAGAGUAAUCAACUGCAUAAACUCGCAAGAGAGGAAAAGGACGUGCUAAAAGAGCAAGUAUCCACGCUGACGACGCAGGUGGAAGCGGCUAACGUUGUCGUACGAAAGUUAGAAGAGAAAGAGCGUCUCUUACAAAACUCUCUCGCCACGGUGGAGAAGGAAUUAGCUCUGAGACAACAGGCGAUGGAAAUGCACAAGCGGAAAGCAAUAGAGAGCGCACAAUCGGCCGCUGACUUGAAACUCCAUCUUGAGAAAUAUCAUUCCCAAAUGAAGGAGGCGCAACAAGUUGUAGCGGAGAAAACAAGUUCCUUGGAAGCUGAAGCAUAUAAAACUAAAAGAUUACAGGAGGAGAUAGCGCAACUUAGACGCAAAGUCGAGCGUAUGAAGAAGAUCGAACUCGCCGAAACAUUGGACGAAGUGAUGGCGGAGGAAUUGCGGGAAUAUAAAGAAACGUUGACGUGUCCUUCCUGCAAAGUGAAGCGCAAAGACGCCGUACUCACGAAAUGCUUCCACGUGUUCUGCUGGGAUUGCUUGCGCACGCGUUAUGAAACGCGACAGCGAAAAUGUCCGAAAUGCAACUGCGCCUUUGGCGCCAACGAUUAUCAUCGACUGUACCUGUCUACAUGAAGAAGAAGGUGCUGAUUUGUUGAAAAGAUUCGCCGCCGCGACGUAGAGUAACGUUUUGUAAUGUGUUACGUACGCAUACUUUUGUUUCUUUUUUAUAUUAUAUUAUAUUGUAAUCUUUUAUUUAUUACUCUGACUUUUUUUAUGAAAACGGCGCGAUUACACCUUUGAUACGCGUUGAUAUGCGACUCAGAAAUCAAGAAUUUUCGUGAGUUCUUAUCAAGACCACUGCGCAUUGAAAAAAGAAUAUGUAAAUCGUAGAACUUAGCGAAUAACAAUCGAGAAUUCUUGAUAAUGGACGAUUUGCUUAUCGCUUAAGUUUAUUACUUAUGUUUUUUUUUAUGCAUUGUGGUCUUUAUACUGCCGACUGACUUAGGAUGAACUCUAUUUGGUGUUAAAAUUGCCGCGAAUCGUUUCAUUAAUCAAUCGAGACAAAAGAUUUUUGUCUCUUUUGUUGUUAAAUUGAUUAAUAAAUGUUUUAAUAUUUGUAAUGCCAAAUGGAGUAUACUCUUAAUAUUCUAAAAUAGAAAAAGAUAGAGUAAAAAUGUGUACAUGUAUAUGUGUAUGAAUGCAAGAGAGAAAGAAACAAUUAGAUUGCAUUUUUAGUCGAUCAGCGCGAAUAUAUAAGCUGAGAAGCUUCUAGUUUUAUAAGAUGAUAUAAAGAAUGAUUUAUAUUUUGAUUUAUCAUUUUGAUCUCGUUUUUAAAGUAAACUUGCACGAAGUUUAAAUCAAUAGUUCCCUAUUGAAUAAUUAUUGUCCCCUGAAAAAUAAUGUUUUCUGUCUAGAAAAAAUGUUUUUAUAGACAUAGAAUAGAAACAUUCUGAAAUUCUGAAAUUAUUGAAGUGGUGAUCAUCGAGGAAGUUUGGAUAAUCACCGAUCUAAAUUGGCAAUCACAUUAGGUUGAAACUAUAUUGAUGACUGAAUCUGAUUGAUUGAUUUGUUAUACAUCAAUCAGACUCAAUUGCUGUUCAAAGUUGAAUCUGCCGAACACGAGUAAUGUUCAACUAUAUCCGUAUAUCAUGGAGGAUAGGGUUCGCAUAAUUACUAUUCAUCUAUUUUCAUUAUCGAAUUGAGAAGUCUCGAAAAAAUAAUUGAAUUCAUUUUCGAUUACAUUUUGGAACCAACAAUUGGCAAUUUAUAUGAUAAUCAUUAUAACUUAUAAAAAAAAUAUUAAUUUAAUUCAUUAAUCGAUAUGGUUUACACAAAAAUUCAUUUUGGUUAUUACUUAUAAUAUACGAGACAGGCAAACUGAUAUAUAAACAGUAAUGUCUUGUACAAGAUUACUCGAUAUUAUACAAUAAUGAAAUGAAUUUUGUUGCUAAUCGUGAAUAUUUUAAUGGUUUUCAUCGAAAAUUGACUAUUGGAAUUGGAGUCAAAUGAAAUCAGUGAAAUGAAACAUGAUAUAUCCUAAAUUUAUAUAUUUUAAGAACUGUGUAAUAACACAAUUCUAUAUAUUUUUAAAAAUAAAAAAUUAAUGAAACAUAAUAAGAGAAAGAAAAAAAUUUAUAUAUAUAUAUAAAAUCUCAAAUUAAGAAAUAUAUUAAUUUCAAAAUUGCAAGAGUGUCAAAGCAAACAUUGUUUGAACAUAAUAAACUGUAUUAUAAAAUUGAAAUAAUUAACAAUUUAUUCUCCAUAAUAAUUCAUAUUUUCUCGUUAAAUGGUUAAACAUUCGAUUAUUAUAUUAGCUCAUUGCGCAUAGUAUAAAUCAUUUUAGAAUAUUUUUGCUCGUACAGACUAAUUAUGAAUGCAGGCAUACAUGUAUGUAUGCAUCUCAUAUAAAAAGAACUAUUUAAGUAAUUUUAAUAAAAAUUUAUCAGUACAUAUAACUUUAAUCGAAUAAAAUAAUCUGUUUUGUA